Messenger RNA from Pyrgilauda ruficollis (rufous-necked snowfinch), 1863 nucleotides. RefSeq names its product cytochrome c oxidase assembly protein COX16 homolog, mitochondrial. NCBI's taxonomy places the organism in Eukaryota, Metazoa, Chordata, Aves, Passeriformes, Passeridae. Bases 51 to 368 code for a protein of 105 amino acids. Gene Ontology annotation, cellular component: mitochondrial inner membrane. The record is from RefSeq and is a predicted model, not a curated record. Gene Ontology annotation, biological process: mitochondrial respiratory chain complex IV assembly. The transcript is spliced from 4 exons.
CGGGCCGGAGGCGGGAGGGCGGCGCCGGGCCCGUGGGGCGGGAGCGGGGGAUGGAGAAGCUGCGGCGGCUGUGGAGGGGCCGCACGAUGACCUUCGGGGUGCCCCUGCUGCUCUAUCUCAUUGGAGGAUCUUUUGGACUCCGUGAAUUUGCUCAGAUAAGAUACGAUGUUCACGAACUACAUGGCAAGGUUGAUCCAGCUUUGAAAGAAAAAUUAAAACAGAAUCCUGUGACAUUGGAAUCUGAAUAUGAGAAGCUGGAAAAAUCUAAGUUGGAUAACUGGGAGAACAUCAGAGGACCCAGUCUGUGGGAAGAUUCCAGGACGGUUCAGAAACAACGGCGGGAGGCUCUCCGUCUCAAGACUGAGUGACUGAGAAAGCUGCCUUUGGUGCCUCUGGAAAAAAAGUCAAAAAAAUCUCAGGCUGGACUGUCUUAAUUUUUAAUCCAGUGUCAGGAAGAGACAUGGGAGCAUUUGCACUGUACAAUUCAGCUGGUGUAUAUAUAAGUAACUCUGAGAUCAGAACAAAAGACACUGUAUUAUAUGAAGCUCUUUGUUUGCAUCCAUUACAUCCAGGCUGUAUAUGUGAAUUUUCAAUUAAAAAAAGCUGAUUAUUCUACUGAGACUAUCCCAUUGUUUUUCAGUCUCUAACAUUCAAAACUGUUUCAGCAAGGAAUAACAUUUCAAGAGUCACUUGUCAGUACCAGAAGUUGUCAUCCUAAUGAGAACAACAGUGCUGUCAUCUAGAUGUGUGUGACCAGAUAAGUGCUGCUUCAGGGAGCCCCUGCAUGACUUCAGGCUCUUUAGCUUGGAAGGGACUCUACAGGCAUAUGAGCUGUUCAGAACAAUGAGUCCAAUUUUGGCUAAAUAAUACUCUUGUGUUUCAUUUCCAGGGACUGCAUAAAGGCAUGUACUGAGUGUCAGCUGAUAAUUGGUCAAAUAACAUUUGUUUAGAGGUGAUUAAAUUUCUGUGAUUAGUUUAUCAAUACCUUCAUGCAGGCUGGACCUCUGCUCUGGAACCUCUCAGUUUAAAUUGGAAGAACUCUUCCUUGCAAAGAGCUGUGCUGCUUCUCUGUGAGUAAAUACUGUAGCAGAAUCUUCUUGAACCGUUACACAGUGGUGAAGCUCAUCUUACAGGUAUAUUUGUGCAUGUGCAUAGAAGUCUUUUAUGUUCCAAUCAAUUCUUCUGAAAUGCUUUUCUUUUUAUAUUUGUCUUUGUGUGCUAAAUCUUUGCUGUUAGAGGACAUUGUGCUAACAUUCAGGACCCUUCUGCAGAGGGAGUCCAAUGAAGAAGCACCUACUCAAUUUUUCAAAUGAAAUUAAGCUUUUGAUAAGGUGUUGCAACAGACUUGUGAAACUCCUCAUCAGAGGAAUGGAGCAGUAGAAUACAUACUAACAGCAGAGUCUCAUUUCAAAACUCUCAGUGACACCUAUUUGUAAAUCCUUUUGGAACUGUCUUUGGAAAAAGUGUUGCCUCACUCCCCUCUGCAGGAUGUGUCAAUUGCAAUCUGAAUGUCCUUUUGGACACUUUUUUUAGGGUAGCCUCCUCAUGUAGAUCUUCUCUCAGCACUUCAUUUUCUUUAGACUGACAGUGGUGAGGCCCAGUCUUUCACUCAGGAGGAAGGAUUAACAUUGAUUUUUAGGGAGUUACAAAAGGAUUCAUAAAGCAUCACAUGAAAUAUCUUAGGCAUGUUUUGUGCAUGUUUUCUUCUGAUAGAGUUGUGAAAACCAUCAGAAAGUGGUGGAUGAAAUCUGGAACAAGGUUGGAGCUGUGUGUUAGUGUAUUUCCCUGUUCAAUGUCAUAGAUAUCUCUGCUUCUAAAUCAAGUAUGAACAAAUUAAACCACCCAGGAGAGGAAUAAGAGGAA